This is a messenger RNA of Arvicanthis niloticus (Nile rat), 1464 nucleotides long. RefSeq names its product sulfotransferase 1C2. NCBI's taxonomy places the organism in Eukaryota, Metazoa, Chordata, Mammalia, Rodentia, Muridae. The record is from RefSeq and is a predicted model, not a curated record. Gene Ontology annotation, molecular function: sulfotransferase activity.
GCUAAUCACACUGACUGCAGAGCCUUCAAGAUUGAUUGCUAAAGGUUGGGUACUUUUGGCACACUAGAAUUUGAGCCUCUGUGCUUGCCAUACACGAGAAAUACUUUCCUUCUUUCUCUAAAUGUACUUUUGUACUCACUGAAGACUGGGCAGUCCAACUUUCGGAUUACUGACAAGUAAAGCUUGAAGGGACAGGACCCUCCUCCCUGAGACAUUAUGGCCCUGACCCCAGAACUGAGCAGACAAACAAAACUGGAAGAGGUAGGAGGGAUCCUACUGCAAGCUCCAACUGUGGACAACUGGAGGCAGAUUCAGACCUUUAAGGCCAAGCCAGAUGACCUCCUCAUUUGUACUUACCCUAAAUCAGGGACAACAUGGAUUCAAGAAAUUGUGGACAUGAUUGAGCAGAAUGGAGAUAUAGAGAAGUGCCAGAGAACCAUCAUUCAACACCGACACCCUUUUAUUGAGUGGGCACGGCCACCCCAGCCAUCAGGUGUGGACAAAGCUAACGAGAUGCCAGCUCCAAGGAUAUUAAGGACCCAUCUUCCCACUCAGCUACUGCCACCAUCUUUCUGGACAAACAACUGUAAGUUCCUCUAUGUGGCUCGAAAUGCUAAAGACUGCAUGGUUUCCUACUACCACUUCUACAGGAUGAGCCAGGUGCUCCCAGAUCCAGGCACCUGGAAUGAAUAUUUUGAAACCUUCAUCAAUGGAAAAGUAAGUUGGGGAUCCUGGUUUGACCAUGUGAAAGGAUGGUGGGACAUUCGAGGCAAAUACCAGAUUCUCUUCCUCUUCUAUGAAGAUAUAAAGAGGGACCCAAAGCAUGAAAUCCAGAAGGUAAUGCAGUUUAUGGGAAAGAAUUUAGAUGAAGAUGUUUUGGAUAAAAUUGUCCUGGAGACAUCAUUUGAGAAAAUGAAAGAGAAUCCUAUGACCAAUCGUUCUACCGUCCCCAAAUCUAUCCUGGACCAGUCCAUUUCCCCUUUCAUGAGAAAAGGAACCGUGGGUGAUUGGAAAAACCACUUUACUGUGGCCCAGAAUGAGAGGUUUGACGAAAUCUAUAAGCAAAGGAUGGGCGGAACCUCUCUGAACUUCUGCAUGGAACUCUGAUCAAGGUGUGAAGAUAUCAAGGACUAGAGUCUAUCUGCAAGCCUCAACCUAGCCAAAGGAAGCUCUGGAAGCAUACUGUAAAUUCCAAGGCUGUGGCUCUGACUCUGUGUUGACCAACAUCACAUUUCAAUUCAUGAAAGCAGAUCAUGUCCAAUGUAUUCUUUCUCCACUAUUCAGUAUAAAUCAGUAAGACAGCUUUAAUGAUCUAAUAAAUAAAUAAUAAAUAAUGAAACUGGAGUAGUAUAAAUUUUAUGUUGGCAUUCUUCUGGAAGGUAUAGCUCGGAUUCUAACUCUGAAAUAGCUACCUGAAGGGAAAACACACAAAAAAUAGAGAUCAUCUAAAUGAAGUACAUGAAA